Diatraea saccharalis (sugarcane borer) is the source of this 4049-nucleotide messenger RNA. The record is from the annotation of a GenBank genome assembly. NCBI's taxonomy places the organism in Eukaryota, Metazoa, Arthropoda, Insecta, Lepidoptera, Crambidae.
ACCGCACCGCACCGCACCGCACCGUGCGCGCACGCAUCGGCCCAGAGUAGCGCACACACCGCCGCCGGGCGCAUCCACGCGACACUGACCCACCCUCCUUACACCCCGGUUUAAAUACCGAUAAACUGUACCAAAUUCAAACUCUUUAUCACUCAUAAUAUUAGUUGCCAGUAUUGUGUUAGUGACAAGUGCAGUGACAUCCACAGUGAUUUCAUCAGUAUCUAAAAAAACUAUGAUCACCAAAACAACGGCUUCAUUUAAAUCGUUCUAGAGAUUAACAUCAUGGUGUCUAAGGAACCUUUAAAAACUAAGAUGCCUGAACAAAUGGAUAAUCAGUUCAACUUGGAGGGUCUGCUCAGUGAACUGGGCAGUUUCGGCAAGUACCAGCUUCUACUGCUAUUUCUGCUCGCCUUCCGGGAUUCAUUCCUCGCGAUGUGCAACUACAACUACGUAUUUACAGCUGCUGAAGUUGACUACAGGUGCUACGUCCCCGAAUGUGAAUCAUCAGAUGUACGAUUCAACGUUUCCUUCGCGCAAUUCGCUCUUGCAAACCACAGUGACAUUUGCCACAGAGUAGCUCCAAGAAUCAACGACAGCAAUCUCUCCAACUCUGAUGAUGAGUGUGCCCCUGAGGGUUUCAUCGCGGGAGAGACAGUGCCGUGCGACCGCAUCAUAUAUCAAGACUACAACAGUAUUUUUGACCUGGGCUGUCAACCAUGGAAGCGGACAUUGAUCGGUACCGUUCACAACCUCGGGUUGGUGUUCUCAUUCCUCCUCUCUGGAUUUAUAUCAGACAGAUACGGCCGCAAAAUAAUAAUAGUGGCAACACCACUAGUGGUGGGUAUAGUCGGUUUGGUGAAGUCCUUUUCCGUGAACUAUUGGAUGCUACUGGUACUGGAGUUUCUGGAAACGGCUCUGGGAUAUGGAAACGCCUCCAUGGUGCUGUCUCUCGAGAUGGUUACUCAAAAACGCCGAGUGAUAUUCUCCUGCGUAUCUGACAUUCUAUCAAAUUUCGGAUUCGCGUUCUUCGGCUUGAUAGCUUGGAAGAUUCCGUACUGGAGACAUAUGAUGUGGGUUAUCUAUGCUCCAUUACUCGUCGUAGUCUUCUACAUCUUUUUAGUCGAUGAAGGAGUACGCUGGUUGCUGGCUCAUAAUAAAAAAGAUGAAGCUGUCAGAGUGCUAAACAAAGUUGCAAAAAUUAAUAACAUCACACUUUCAAAGAAAGCUAAUGAAAUGCUCACUAAUAUCACUGAAGAAGCGAGAAAAACCGAACGACUUGGACAAAACGUGCCGCAGUCGACACAUAUCGGCCUGCUGGUCGUUUUACGCUCUAAAAAGAUCCUGCUCCGCGUUUUCCUGAUCGCCGCCAUCUUCUUCUGCUGUAUCUUUGUGUACAACGGUUGUAUGAUCAACUCGACCAGUAUCGUUGGGAACAAGUAUCUGAACUUCUCCUCGCUUGUUCUCGUCACCAUCCCUACGAGAAUCAUCACUGCCAUCACUCUCACCAAGUUUGGGAGGAAAGCACCUAUUUGUGUUGCUUACAUUUUGUGUUGUGUAUUCUUCAUAGCCUCAGCUUAUGUACCGAAGUCAAUUUGGUGGGCGUCCGUCGUGUUCUAUUUGUUGGGCAAGAUGUGCAGCAGCUAUGGCAUGUUCUCCAUGACGGUGGUGGCGCUGGAGGUGUUCCCCACCACUUCCAGGAACUCGCUCACCAACACCGCCAACACCAUAGGGAGGCUGGGGGCCGUCCUGGCCCCGCAGACACCGCUCCUGGAAAAAUAUAUGGCAGGUUUGCCGAGCAUAGUAUUCGGGUUGGUAGCAUUGGGCCCAGUAAUGUUAUCUCUAUUGUUGCCCGAUACCAGUCACUCCUCGCUACCAGAUCAUAUACAAGACGCCGAACGCAUUGGUGAUACGAAUGAUACAAUACACAAAGCAGACGACGCAGAGGAUAGAUCGCCGGCCAGUUAACGAAGCAAAUUAGAACAUCUCUAGGUAAUAAUGAAGAACUACUAGUAUUGGAAUGUUCUUACGGAGUCCAUAGUUAAAGCCAAGAAAUUACAUUAGCGUAACAAUACAUAGGUCAGAAAAUGUGGAGAACACGUUGUGUAAUGAUUAACGUAAUAUUUGACGCCUAAGACCAUUUGGUUAAUGUAUUAUGUAUAAAUAUUUUUAAUAAUUUUCUCAUGGAGUAUAUAAUUGACAUAAUAGCUAUGAAAAAAUUUAAGAAGAGAGACCACGAAGUGGUUUAAGAAUUAUUUGACUACAACUGUCUCCAACUGUGGUAAUGAGGGAAAAAAUAUGUGUAUUUGAAGUGUUUUAUGGAGAUUUAAGUUAAAGCUUAUCAAUAACUAAUAUAAGUCUGUAAUCGGAAAAUUAUUAUACACACAGUACAGUCAACAACAUGUCAGCUUAUAUAAAACUGAUAAAAAUAUUCAAUCAUUUUCAGAUCCUAAUAUCUGAUAAUGACAAUUAAAUUAAAAAAUAUUUGCGGAGAUUUGCCUUUUUACGGCAAACUGUAGUACUAUCAGAAUAUUAUAGAUUCGAUCCAAUAAAAACUUCUUCAAGAUAAAAUUAAGGUAUUAUGUAAAUUUUAAAGAAUACCAAAGCUGAUAUGCUGCUAUGUGUUUACAGAUAAAUACGUACUAGUAGAUAUUAUUUUGAAAAUGUUAAGAUAAUGUUAAAUUAGCUUAUCUUGAAAACGGAAAAUAUUAUUGCCUUGUAAUUUGUUAUCGAUUCAAAUAUCAGUAAAACUUAAUUUGUAUACAGAUACGCUGAAUUGAUAAGCCGCUGAUUUCAUAAAACACCGGCGCUAGGCUAAAACCGAAUUCAAGAUGCCAUUUAUGAUAGCACUGCAUAUAUAUGUAAACUAGCUUUUGCCCGUCACUUCGCCCGCGUGUUGUAGUUUUAAGUCCAGAAAUGAGAAAAUUCUAUAGAAACUUUUAUCCCCUAAUUACCCUCUUAGGGGUCAAAUUUCGUAAACCACGUCCUAAAAGGAACCCGCAUGUAGAAUUUGAAACUCCUAGCCCUUGUAGCAACGAAUUAUCAUACAAGCUUUCAUCUCCUAUUUAGCCCCUUUAGGAUGGAAUUUUCAAAAAUCCUCCCUUAGUGCUCCUCUGCACUCCCUAAGGAAUCUUCAUUCCAAAUUUAAAUUAUCUACGAACAAUAGUUUCGGCUGUACAAUGUCUGUCAGUCAGUCACUCAGUACGCAAGAAUUUUAUAUAUGUAUAUAGAAAUAGAUGAGUGGUAAUAUAUAUUUAUGGUUAAAUUGCACGAAAUUUUGAUAAAAUUGUAGAUAAUUUUAUACAACCAUUUAUUUAUAUUAACGACUUUUAUAUGACUACUGAAAGGCGAUUUAACGUUAAAUUUGUUAUCUUCAAGAUAUUUGGGCUUUCGACUCUGUUUGAAAUAAUAAUUUUAAGUAUUUAUUAUAAUUGUAAAAAAAAAAGAUUAAACAAAUACUUCGGAUGAAUAAACACUUUUUCUUGCUUUAAAAUUAAAUCAAAACUGAAUAUUUUUUAUACCCCCGAAAAUGCUGUCGUAGAUGAUGCACAAAGUAGAAAAUUUUAAAAAUAUCAAUAAGACAAAUAAAAAACAAGAAUAGUGUUAUCUAACAAUCGAUUACGGAAUAAUAUGAUAUAAAUAAGUUAAAAACAGCUCCAUCUAGGAAUUUGAUUUGUAAUUAAUAGACAUAUCUUUAUGACUGAUCUGACGACUGUCGCCACAGUGACGUCACAAUGUGGCCGAUCGUGUUUUAAAAAAAUCACGACUUUUAAUUUUAAGAAAAUAACAUAAUAGUGCGAUUAUUAGACUCAAAAUCAGAAUCUCUAUGUUUAUUACAAUAUACAUUUUAAUUUUUGUGCAAUUCCGCGAUCUAUUUUUCAUUACCGAAACUACCUUAUUUGCAAAAACUUUAUCAAAUAUUAUAAAGAUAAACGAUUUUAAAAUCUUUACCUCUAUUUUUAUGUGUAAUCUAUAUAUAUAAAAAUGAAUCGCAAAAUGUGUUGGUAAGCGCAUAACUCAACAACGCCUCGACCAAUUUGGCCAAAUCUUUU